Molecule: messenger RNA, 10446 nt
Organism: Dermacentor albipictus
Lineage: Eukaryota; Metazoa; Arthropoda; Arachnida; Ixodida; Ixodidae
Product: ELMO domain-containing protein 1
Molecular function (GO): GTPase activator activity
Source: RefSeq, a predicted model, not a curated record
UUUAGUCUGGCAACGUCAAAAUCAAAACAACGGACAAAAUUCGUUUUCUUAUGUUGUCGGACGGCGUUGGAUGAUGGCAAAUGUUAUUACAGCCGUUAUUUCACGCAACUUAUGCUCUGCGAAUACCGUGUCGAGUUGCUUCGCGAUCUGAUUCUUUGUCGUGCCUACCAGUUCAAAGAGCUAACGAGCGUGCGCUUCGCCUCGGGUCCACGCCGAGCACCAGGUAUGCUGAACAGGUGAAAAGUCGAGCGUAGCGCUGGGUCGGUUGCGCUGGGCUCCUCGUAGGUUAGAUCCGUCGGUCGUCGUGUGCUGCGCGUGCCAAGUGCUCGCCGUGUUGGAGCGGCGAUGUGGGCCCUACUGAGUCGCAUCGCGGCCUUCUUGUACAUGCAAAUACGGCCAACGGUCAAGUGGAUUCUCCGUAGUUUGACUCGCCUGUGCGAGCUGCAGCGCAUUUGCUAUGGCACCGAGCGGGGAUGCAAGCGCACCCGCGAGCUCGAGUGGAGCUUGCAGAUGUCGCGCACCCCGGCCGUUCGAACCAUAUACGAUCGGCUCAUGCAACUCGCCGACGAAGGCCGCUUCACCAAGGAGCUGUGCGCGAACGCCGUCGAGUACGCCGUCAUAGGCGUCGCGUACGUGAAGAAGAUCAACACGCAGGUGCACCGCGAAUUCGUGCGCUCUUUCCGGACCAGCAUGCUCCAGAUGUGCGGCUACAGGCAGCUCGUCUACGAGGUGGAGCUGCUGCGCAAGACGCAGUUCGUGGCGCAGGACCCCGAGCACCUGAGCAAGCUGCUGCGACUGUGGAAGCUGCUGCGGCCGGACGAGCACCUGCGCGGGCCCGUGUCCAAGCAGUGGACCGAGGUGGGCUUCCAGGGCGAGGACCCGCGCACCGACUUCCGCGGGAUGGGCAUGCUCGGGCUGGAGAACUUGGUCUUCUUCGCCACCGAGUACACCGAGGUGGCGCGCCACGUCCUGUCCCACUCGCUGCACCCGCAGUUCGGCUACUCGUUCGCCAUCGUGGGCAUCAACCUGACGAGCCUGCUGUACCACCUGCUCGUCAAGGGCAAGCUCAAGUCUCACGUGUACAACGCGGUCGCCGAGAGGCCGCACGUCGACGACUUCCACAGGGUGUACUGCUACGUGUUCUUCGAGUUCGACAAAUUCUGGCUGGCCGAGAAGCCGACGGACAUCAUGGAGUUCAACCGCAUCCGGGACAAGUUCGAGGACCGCCUGGUCCAGAUGCUCGAGAAGGACGACUGCGUGUUCAAGCUGGCGCUGGCCGUGAAGAAGGUUUGAGCCGCAGUGAACGCGAGGUGUUGCCGUGAGAGUGGGUUGGAGCGGGCGUUGCGCGUUUGUUUUCAAACUGCAUGCGUUGGCCGUUGGCUGCGUUGGCCGGUGAUCGGGAAAAAGCAAUACUUACACACCGGUGCCGCGUCUUUUGUCGUGGUCGUCAGAGAAGCACAAGGAGUUGGGUAAUUGGAGGUGAUGCGCUGAGGGCAGUUAACGCCCCUACACGCCAGCGUCCUGGAGUGUUUUGCAUAAACCAGCUCACUUUUCAAAUGCUAACAUUGCUGUGCGGCGCAGAUGGUUGAAUUAUUGCCCGAUGACAUGCACAGUCCAGGUGGUGACCGGUGCGAGGUAGAAAAAAAAGAAUAACGGUGCAAGUUUCAUAUUCACCAUGUAGAUAAAUGAGGCUGCUCUUGUGCCAUAGUUUGGAUUUGCCUGUGAUCACAAUCAUUUCUUCAUAAUCACAAAUUCAUUUCCUCAUGCCUAGCAUACUUUCAUUCAUAUAGGGAAGGUGCUCUGCCGUGGUGCACAUAUUUUUAAUGUGUGUGGAUAAACAUUUUACAUGGCACCUGUGAUUUUUAUGUGCAUGUUUCUACAGUAUUGAACAACCACAACAAGUGUUGUGACUGUCUAUAUUGUGUUGUCUUUUUCAAAAUGUUCUCGAUGCAACUGGGAAGCUUUAAAAUGGUUUCAGGCCAUUUUUCAAAUUUUGUCCCAGGUUGCCAAUGGGAUAGCGCGUUUUAUUUAUAGGCAUUGACUGUGUGUGCAUGCAAAAUUUUUGGUGGUGUGAUUUUCUUUCCUCCGUGCAUGCAUUAUUUUCUGUGUGCAAAUGUUUGAAGUUCUGACUGGCAGUAUUGCUCUGUGAAGGCAAUAGUAAAAUCAAAGAUUUUCGUUGUCAACAAGGUAUACAAGACAGUUUAUAUAAGGGUGCGUUAAAGCAGUCAGACCAUUUAGGUUCCAAUAUUGUGACUAACCUUCCGAUGCUGAGAGCAUUCUAUGCGGAGCUGGACUUUCUUCAGCCACAGCAUUAGGCUUUCAUCAGAUUGUACAACAGCCCGAAGCUUCUCCAUUUCUUUUUUUUAUUAUUACCCGUACUUUCUAGAAAACUCUUCCACUUGACCUCAUGAAAGUGAGUUGCAGUGUUCCCCCAAUUACUUAAGUAGCCAGUGUGCUUGUCUUUGCACGACAGUUCCAGAGUGAAAAUUUUGUAACCAUGGAGGUGCAUUGGAGUGAAGUUGCAUUCCUCAAGCACUUUCUCUUUGUGAGGAUCUCGAAGAAGAGGUGUUGAACUCUAGCUCUUGCAGCUAACAGUUGUGGUUAGUGUCUCAGAACUGUAUACUUUUAAAGAACUACGAUACAUGUUUUUGAAGUUUUCUUUCCUGUUAAACACUUGGCAAGUUAAAGCUUGAGAAAUAUUUUCAAACUAUGUAUUUUAAUUUGAUACUGCAGUUUCUCUUGAAACGCUGGACCUGGCAUCAUCGUCAUUGCUGUGAUUGUAUGGCACAGGGAAAAAUAGGCACUGUUGCAUAGCGAUAAGGCUAUAGGUGUGAGGUCAUUGCACAUACAGGAAUAGACAAGAAUUCUGCAUGCAUUCUGGCUGCUCCUGUGUCCGGCAACUGCAGCAAUCAGAGGAACGAAGUGGGGCAAAUGUAUCAAGGUGUCACAAUGUAUCCAUACUUGAAGUAUGAAAACCAGAACUAAGUGAUAGGAGCAACCGUUAUAGUAGAUUAUUUAGGGUACUUUGAUGCUUUGCUGUGUAUGUUUACAGUUCUUUAACCUUCAUUUAACAGCAAAGAAAUGAGAGGUCCAAGAUGUUGUGUCAGUACUCCUUUAAAACAGCAUUUCACCUUAUAAAGGUGUGAUAUGCGAGUAAUAUUACUGACCUGUCAAGUUCUUGUUGCACACAGUAGGUUCGGUGGUAUACAAAUGAACAUUCAACAGAAGUUGCACUUUGUAAGAUGCCUCCCGUGGAGUAAGUGUGCAGUCCCAUCAUUUGUGCAUGCCCAUGUGAUGACACACCUUUAUUUGCAAGUACAACAGGACCUUGGCUUAGUGUAGUAGGACCUUGACGUAGACAACUUGUUUCAGAGUUGGUGAGACUGCAGCACGACAGGUAGGAAGACAGAACACCACAUAUAACAGCUCAGAACAGUCAUUGUGCUCUUCGGUCUCUGAUCUAGUUGUGCGGCCUUCUUACUAAGAAUGGCUUGUUGAACUUGAGCUAGUGAAAAAUAUCUUUACGAUGCCGGGGUGUUGGCACAUGACAUUUUGUGCUGUACUUUACUAUUUAACCGAAAAGAACUGCGUGGCUACAUGAAAGUGGUGUACAAUCUGAUGGAUGGCUUGUUCACUUUUGCUGCAAUGGGUUCGGCUUUAGAAAUUAGAAUUGUGAGCAUUGUCAUUGCAAGGUUAUUUACCAGCUGUGGGCUUGUUAGGCUAUGUGCUUCGAGAGGUGAAUUGUGGUUGUGCUGCCAAGCACGAGGUUGUGGGUUCGAUUUCAAGCUGUGGUGGCUGCAUUUCGAUGGAGUCAGAAUGCAAAAAAAAAAUUCUCUUCUUUCAAGCCAUGUCAGUGAGAGCCUUGAUUUUCAUCUCUGUCUGCAUUAUGGGUGCUGCAUUGUUCCAUAGUUGCUUCUGAUCCUUGGAUAUCGCUGCACUGUAGUGGUUUCAUAUUCAUACCUAAGUGCAGACUCAAUCCUUCUAGGUUGAUAACCCUUACUUUGAGCAGUUUUUGCUAGUAGAGUGCCGACUUGCCUGAAAAGGCCGUCAACUAGCGCCCUGCUUAUUAGAGGAGCAACACAUACCUGGCUUUGAAACUUAGCACCACUACCCCUAGCAACAGCUAAGCAGUGAUCCUUUGAUCUCUUUUUACACAGACGGUACCAGGAGCUCUCGGGCCCACACUCAUUCUAGCUCACGUUUUCCCAACCAGCAGCUUACGAGGUGACGCACUGCAACGGCAUGAGCAUUUCUCGUGAUUACUACCAGGUUUUGUGGUGUCGCUAUGGUUCAACUGGCUGAAGGGUAUAGAAAGUUUUGCAUGUGCCUUUGCGGCAAUGAACCAGCGACCUUCAGAAACUUUUGGUCCUGUGCCCUAUCAGCCUACCAUUCUGCAAAAAAAAAAGCAUGUUGUAAAGUUGGGACGAUGUCUAAGAUACUUUUCUGUGUUUUCAAAUAAAAGAAAUGGGUAUAAUGCCUCAAGCACAGAUAAUUUUUCAAAUAAUUUACAACGAUUUUGAUUUGUAAUUUAUCAUUAGCUGCAGGGAAAAACUGUUGAAAAUGUGUGCUUUUGAUUGCAACGCUACCGUGGCUCGUCGCUCUCUUUCUUACUCGCUCUGAGGAAUGCUGGAAACUUGCUACUGUCGCAGUGUUUGUAAACAGCUAAAUUGUGUGGUCUCAUGUGGAAGUAAUUUUUUUUCUCGCUGCCUUGUCCAUAUAGCGGUGCAGACAGUGGCAAGAAAGGGGAGAAAGCACGUUACAAAGAAGAUUUUAGUAAGAGAAGAGGCAAGUGAAGGCACUGUUGAAGGUUAUGCUUGUCGCAUUCCCAGAGUAUUAGUUGGCUGCUAGGUGGGCAAGUUGGCACUCAUGUUCAUCUUGCUCCAUGAUUUUUCUUGGAAAUUGUAUAAAAUUUGUGUAACAUCCGGUGGAGGUUAUGAAAGCAAUAUUUACACUUCGUUGUAGCUUCAGAUGUGUCAGUGCAAAUUUUUAGUUUGAUGCGUUUCAGUGUUUGCUUUCAUGCGUUCGGUUGUGCAAUUAUGAGAGGAGCGCAUUGUAUGAGGUUUGUAGUUUCUGCUAUAAACAUGUGCAAGAGCUCAAGGUAGCUGUUUUGAAUCUCAAAUACACAGCACCCUAAAUGUGUCGAGGCUAAGAAUAUUAGGCGCGAGACAAAAGAAAGGAAUUUGCUGUGGAAAGGACAUUUCACCACGACGCAGCGUUAGCCUUCAGAAUAAACUUUCUCUCUUCGUUUGUCUAUUGCAUGUUGACAAUCUCACUUGUGUGCGUUAGGAAAGAUGCUGGGUGUUGCAUAAAUAAUGGAGAUAGCUAUAAAGGGCUCUUCUGGCUGUACCACUGACUUGUUUAGGAUGAAAUUUCAUUGAGAGGUAGCAUUUUGUGGUGUACUUUGUCUAAUACCUUGUUUGUGUGCAUUACAUGUCUCUUUCAGACAGAGUAAAGUACACUUAUGCCGGGAUAAUGUAAUGGUUCCUCUCGCUUGUUUAUUCUUUCAUCACCUGCCAGUCAUGACUGCACAAUACUGUUGACAAGAAAGGCCAUAUGUGCUAGGACCACUCUCGUAUUGCAACACGAAAAGAAAUUGGAUAUAGUCAUUGGAAUUAAUCAUAUAACCACAGAAUGCUGCUUAAUAGGAGCACCAGAUACACGUGACUGUUUCAGCCAAAGCGCUAGCUUAUUUGUGCUUGAAUUUUCCACGGAAGUGGUUUUUUGUGGGCUGUACAAUACAGUGCCAUGUUUCAAAGCAUUACGUGCCUAGUUGGCCUAAGAACAGUGGUAUUGCCACAGGCAAUGCUAUUAGUCGUAUGCUCGCCUAGUCACUUAUGCUUUUGCUCUAGAAAUUACUGAUAAUGUUGCCAUUCUUUUACUAGAAGUUUACAACUUUUGCCUGGCAUUGCCGCGGGCAGCGUGAGCUCGAGCAUCAUGGAAAGAAGCAGGCAUGUAAUGCAUUAAGCUGCGUCAGCUGCGCAGUGCCACCUUUGUGGGAAAUGUGAGUGUAAACAAGCGGGCGGCUUCCGGAAGAACUGUGUAUAUUUGGCUAUCCUAUUUAUGACACACUUUGUAUGUCAUCUGCAAUGAUGUGGGGCAAACUUAAGAGGAAGCUUUCGCUCACCGGUGCCACUUAUUCUAACACAUGUAAAACGUAGAAACGCUUUUCUGAGGUAACCACUGUGCUGAUUUGAAUAAAGUUUGUUGUACUUGAGACAAGAAGUUCAAUUCUAGUGACUGUUGGAACCAGACUUUUGAUUUAGGACCUGAAUUCUUUAAAAGGAAAUUUCCAAAAACUGGUAUGCUUUAAAAAAAUACAAGAAGUUUACAAAUCUGUAGCUCUGCUCCAAAAGCAGAUAUCAGAGUUCUGUAAAAUGCAUCUGUUAUAGCAUCCAAAGUUGACAAAUUUGAUAUAUUAAUUAAUGUCUCACGUGAAUUUGUUGCAUUGUUUACAAGGGUUUUGUAAAUGUUGUCACAUAUUAGCAGUAUAUUUGAGAGCCAUGUAUAAUACAUCGAUUUUGUUCACUUUACAUGUACUAUUAGAUGCAUUUGAUAGAAUUGUGAUAUCAUUCUUCAUUGCCGAGUUACAUAGAUGUAAACUUCAUAGUUUUGUUUCCUGAAAAUUUGAGAUUUUCAACAAUCUUUAUUAAAAAUUAACAGCCUAAACUGAAAAUUCGCUACCAACAGUCACUAGAAUUUAACCUUUCCUUUUAAGUGCAACAAAGCUCAUCAAAUUUAGUGCAGUGGUUGCCGAGAAAUAUGAUUUCUCCUUUCCCAUGCAUCUAGAUGAGAGCCCGCUAAAGCGUUCUCUUAAGGCUUCAGCAAAUGAAAUGCACUCUUUAAAACAUUUCACAUCCUUUGCAGGUGUAAGAAGCACAGAUCUUUGUCCACAAACAAUAAUUGUCUGUCUUGCUUGAGUUCCCUUGAAAAUUGUGUGCUUGCUGCUUUCCUGUAAAGAAUGCUCUGUUAUGCUAAUAACACACAUGCCAUUAGUGACCUGGAAGCACUGGGUGUGUAGCGUUAAAGCGUUAUGCAUGCAAUAUCGAUUAUGAUUAUUGUUUAGGGAGAAAAUAACCCUCAAAGGAUGCAAACUUAGAGUGUAGCGGUGCCGUCUAUCACUGUUAGGGGAACAGAGAGCGCCACGGUUGUGUUGUUAAAAGCUGUCCAUUCCUUGUCUGCAGAUGACGGAUGCUUAUGAGUUAUUCUCAACAAUGUGAGAAAGUACCGCAUCCAAGUGUGGUUUAAUCAAAAUACCUUGUGGAACCCUCUAUUUCGGCUGAAUUUUAGGGGGACGGAGUCAGCAGUUUGGCUGCAGAAGCCAGUUAUAGACAGGCUGUAGAGCACGGCAUAAAUAUUCAACAGUAUUGCCAUCACAUACCAUGUGGACAAAAAUAAUUUUGACAAACUCAACUGCCCUCUAUUAUUGCUGCAAGAAAUUUAAAGGCCAGCUGCAACAAGGUUUCAUUUUGGCUCUAAGUGUAUAAGUCAUACCUCGAUAUAACGAAGUCGGUGAAAUCAAAUUUUCUUCAAUAUAUCGAAAUUUUGUAUUGAAAUUCUACCUUUUAUGCGAAUAAGUACAGUCAUCGAUAGGUUUUUCAUACACGGAAAGGGGUCGCAGUAUCUUUCUAAUUUGUGGCAAUCGAAAAAAGGAAACUUGAAUGAAAAAACAAUUCAUUUUGAUGAAUUCAGGGUGGGCGACGACUGAUACUGUUUCAUGCCAUGUCGAUACCUUCACAACGGCAGUACGAAUUAAGCGAAGCCAGCCGCACUUUCGCAUGUACUCCGCCCCCGCGGCUGAUAGCAUUGUUGGCACUGGGACGAUGCUAUCAUGAAAAGCGCCAGCAGCUUCGUCUGCCUCUCGCUCCAACAAGUCAUCGAAACUCGAGAUUCCAUAACAACUAAAACUAAACGCGCAGGAAGACAGCUUGCAAGACGCCAUGCUGUCUCAGCACGCCCACUUUUUGCACAUGUGGCCGAUUACCUCUAAAGCAGGGUGCGCGGCAGUGAUGCACUCAGCCCCCCUUACAGUGUGCGCAAGCACGGCCCAGAUGCGCGCCAACUGACGCUUCCCCCCCUUCCCCACGUCCCUUCGUGCAUUUGAUCAUUCGUGCUUGAUCACCGCAAGCUGGCUCCCCUCCUCCUCUUUCGCUUUGCUUGCGCAGGAAGGCAGCAUUCCUGAAGCCAUCAUUUUUCUUGUCUCACCCUCGCACACUUUCAAUUGCACUUGGACUUUAUACGGAGCAUGAUGCGGCUCUAUUUAAAUGGUUGCUCAUGUUGAGAGGCGCUUUUGCAAGCAGCUGCUUGUAAUUCAAUCAAAUCAAAUUUAUUUCACAUCUGUACAUGAUGUACGCGGCACAGACAAAAAGCCAGUCAAUUUGGCUUGAAAUUUGUGCACAAAAUAAACGAAAACAAGAAUUAGCAACAGCAAUCGGACAUUCUUAGGUAGCAUUAUACAAAAGCAAGAGAAGAAUCUAAAUGUAUGCAAUGAAAAAAGAGAAAAAAGAAAGUGUUAUUCAAACAAGGACAAUCAUCAUUGUUGCUCAGAAAAAAGAAAGAAUUCUAAACACCAAUCGGACAUUGUUAGGUAGCAUUUCAACUAUGACAAGAGAGGAAUCUAAAUAUACGCAGUGAAGAAUUGUAAUCAAAGCAAUGUAAUACAACUUGCAUACAUCAUUGCUGGAGAAACAUAAGGAACGGAGGGAGUAAUAAAAAACCAAGUUAAUUUAACAAGGAUGGUAAUGAGUUGGAGAGAAGUUGUGUACCAUAAUUGGUGCGUGUCUGGGGUAUGAACGAGGUCACAUUAUGACAAGCAUUGUAUUUUUUUAUGCUUUUGGAUAAGUUGGAUAGGUGUUCAGUAAUGUGAUUUUCUCGCAUUUUUUCCCUAAGGUACCGUUGCAAGAGCAAUUCAUUGAAUAGUAAGCUUACAGGACAAACUUGAAGUUUCUUAAAAAAAGGUUCAGUGGGUUCGUCGUAGGCUGAGUUGCUGAUUGCAUGCACAGCCUUUUUUUUUUUUUUGUAGUAGAGAAAGCUUUGUAAUGUUUGACCCUGCAGUGUUGCCUCAGACAAGGUGACAGUAUUUUAGGUGUGAAAAAAAGAGAGAGUUAUAGCUUGAUGAAAGUGGGCAGAGAAAAGCAUACCUUUGCAAGGGCACCCACGACGCGUGCAAGUUUACCGCUGCAAGUUCACCGCUGAGCAUGUUGAAAUGUUUAUUCCAGGUUAAAUGUUCCUCAAAAAUGAUGCCAAGGCAUUUAACCGAGGAGGUUAUAUCAACAUGCGAGUUCCCUAAAACUAUACGGUCAGUAAUAUUAGUCCUGGAAUUUUUAGGCUGAAAUAGAAUGGCUUUUGUUUUGUUUGCGUUGAUGAUUACAGUCAUUUACAAUCAUUACAAUCAUUUGACCUUUCGUGGAAGUUUCCAUUUAUUGUCUCGGCAUUCCUUUGCGGUGGCAGCGAAAUUUCGUUAUAUUGAAAUCGCGUGCAAACACAGUUUGUUAUAUUGAGGUUCUAAAUAUAUGGUGGCCUAUGUACAAGAGGUUAUGAAAAGUUGAAUGCUUUGUUAUAUAGAAAAUUUGGUUAUGUCGAAGUUAGUUAUAUCGAGGUUUAACUUACUAUCAAGACAUCUUAGCAAAGUUGAAUUGCUGGCAGUUGAUUAAUUUUCCUAUUAACUGCUUUUAAAUAGCACUCAAGCAGAUGCAUCGGGUACAUGGUGGUUAAAAAACUGCAGAAUAUGGCCUCUGAGAUUUUUAGUACACCGUAGUUGCUACAUGAUCUCUGAGAUCAUGUCCAGGCAGCACGCUGGUUCUCGAUGAUCAAGGUCUUGUAUCAGUUCUAGUGAACAGUAAUGGCAGUGUUUUUCUGUGAAUAUGACAAACAUUUUGCAACAUUUAGUAAAGUGAUGAAUGGGGCUAGAUGGUGCAUGGUGCGAUUCUUUCUGUGUUAAAACUCAGCCCAAGACAACAAUGUUUUUACGACGUGAUUUCAAACAUAAAGCAUAUUUCAAACAAACCUGACAGGGAGGCUGCCCUUUAUCUACACUGGAAACAAAACUGCUUAUGCUGUCCAAAAUUUGGUUGGAGUACGCCUUUAACAGAUGUUACUUUUUAAAGAAGUGCUCCAAAAGUUGCUUUGCAGAGAUUGUUGUUCGAAGCGGCAACCAGCAAAAAAAAAAAAAGCAUAAGUGUCAAUGUAGUUGUCCACUGUUUUUGCCUGUAUUGUUGUUUGUUUACAAAGUUGCGGUUUGUCUACACCUGUCAUUGCACAUAAUUGAAAAGUGCAGUUUGUGCCCAAGCCUUAGAUGCAGCCCAUUAAAGGAGCAGACACAGUGAAGUUGCACUGAGAUAUGGCCCAGUAACUGCCACAUUUGUGAUAUUAAAACAUUCCAGUCGACUCUGAAUGUUACACUUCCUUGGCUUUUGAAUGUUGCAUCAAUAAAGUAUUCUUUUAUUUCAA